AUGAAUUUGAUAAUUUUAUCAUAUUUAGGCUAUGCAAUCUUGGCCCUCAUAGCUUAUCUUGUAAUAGCACCAAUACCAAAGCUCUUGUACUACAAGAUUAAGUAUGGAUCAGCAGUGGACAUCUAUUACUUUCCAAUAAUUGGACUUAUAGGACAAAUCAUUAUAGAUUUGAUAUUUAGAAAAGAUGCGUUCUAUUCCCAAAAAAGAUAUGUGGUAAAGAAUAACAAACUAAAAUUACACAUAUCUAAUGAUUUAAAAGGUGGUGUUCACUUCUCUUUGGUUGAUCCAAAACUGAAGAAGCUCGUAUUUUUUGAUUAAGAAUCCUAUAAGAAAAUGGAAGGCAUGCCUUUUGCUGAUACAUUCAUGGAUUAAGGAUUGUUAUUCCAAAACGGCAAGAGUUGGCAUAAAUCAAGACAAAUGUUAACUAAACAUUUCACAUAUCAGGAUCUAUUAGUGAUGGUAGAGACAUUAAAAUAGGAAUGCAAAAAACUCCAAUUGCAAGAUGGCCCCAUUGAUAUUCUGACUUUAUUGAAGUAAUUGACUAGCACAACCAUCACCAAAGCAUUUUUUGGAAGUGAAAACAAUGAUGUCUCAGAUUUGGGUGUUGAGGUCAAUAAAAAUAUGGAAAAGAUGAUGCUCUUCUUUUUAAAUCCUUUAAUUGUUUUGAGAUGUUUCGCAUUGAAACUCAAUAAGACCACAACUCCCUCAUUUUUAUUGUCCUCAGGUGAAAAGGCAUUUCUUAGAGAACUGUAAGCUUAAAAAUAACGAAUAACAUCUGAAAUAGAUAAUGGGAUCAAAAAAAUCAAAGAGAAUCAGACACUACAAGAUAACAUAUUAACCACCAUGUGUAAAGAAAUCAUUAACAACAAUAUUACCAAGGAAGAAGCCAUUCAUUAAUAUUUCACCCUCUUAAUUGCAGGCAUAGAUUCAACAAGUCAUGUAGUGAAGAACUUUUGUUAUGCCUUAGGUCUCUAUCCAGAAGUUCAAGAGAGACUCAGAAAGGAAAUACAAGGUUAUGUCUAAUAAUUCGAUGAUCUAAGACCACAACAACUAAGUCAAUUUAAACUAUUAGAUAACUUUAUUAAUGAAGCAUAUAGACACUAUACUGCAGUUCCUUCAUUGUUCAAUAGAAUUGCUCUUAAAGAUAUCUAAUUAGGAGAAUUCACAAUCUAAAAAGGAUAGAGCAUGGAUUUAAAUAUGAUGAUGAGUCAUUUUGACCCAGCUAUUUUUGAAAAUCCACUCAAGUUUGACAUUGAUAGAUGGAACUCCCCUUUAUUAGAUCCAUAUUCUUUCAGUCCUUUUUCAGCUGGUCCUAGAAAUUGUAUUGGAUAACACUUGGCAACUUUGGAAAUGAAGACUUUGCUUGUUUAUUUGAUUCUGAAUUACAAACUAGAAUUAAAUAGCGGUAAGAUCGUAUUAGGAUUGGCAAAUAUGUAUGGUCCAACACGCAGAGAUUUCUUAGUAUUGAAAAAUAUUAAUAAAUAAUUAUGAGUUCAAAUCCUUAUUUCUUGAUUCUUCAUCAUCAAUAUGAACAGGCUCUCCCAUUAUUGGUUAGUGAUGAUUAUGAGACUCUAGUAACCAAAUCACUAGUUCAAUAACAUCUUGGUUAAUAUGACGAUGCAUUGUCCACAUUGGAUAAAGCAAUCUAACUAAGCUCUGACAGAUCUGAAGCAUAUUAUAGAAAGGGUAGUCAGUGAAAUAAAUAAAGGAUUGAUAAACUUCGUUAGUGGAAAGAUCUAAUAAGCAAAGUUAGAUUUAAAAAAAAGCCUUGAACUCAAUCCAAAUCAUAAGGAAACCCAAUAAUAACUUUUGAAAUGUGAACUAGAACUAAAGAAUGCCAACUAACCAACUUAAGAAUUGUAAAGCAAAUAUGCAUUACUAGAAUAACCCAGCAAUUGAAAGAAAUCCCAAAGAAUUCUGAGGCUAAUAAAACAGAUAUCUAUUCUGCAUCUGGAAAAUUGAUGUAUAGAUGGUAUCAAACAGAUCUUAAGGUUGGCAUCGAAAUACAUCAUGCAUUACCCAAUAAUGCAGACUUAAAAUAUUAGUUUGAAAAAUAAAAGUAUUCAAUAUUUAACUUUUAGACUACAUGUAUAAUUUCCUAUUGGAUAGGGAAACAACUUUGAACUUGAUCUAGAGUUAUUUGAUGAAAUAAUUCCAGAAACAAGUAAGGCUAAGGUAGGGUUGCAAACAAUUGAAAUCAUUAUGGACAAGAAGGAUAAAACAUUGAAUUGGGGCGCUUUGCAGAAAAAGGUUGAGCAAUAAUAAUAAUAAAUUCAUAUUGCAGAAUAAGCAGCAUAUCCCAGUUCAUCAAAAAAAAAGAAGGAUUGGAGUAAAAUAGACAAAGAAAUUGAGGAGGAUAUCAAUAAGCACAAGGAAGAAUACGGUGAAGAUCCUUUGAAUAGUUUGUUUAAGUAAAUUUAUCAAAAUGGGGAUGAUAACACAAAAAAAGCUAUGAUAAAAUCAAUGUAAGGGUCAAGAGGAACAAUUUUGUAAUAAAUUGAAUGCAAUUAUUGUUUAGAUCAACUAAUUGGGAUGAAGUUAAAACAAAAGAUUAUGAGAGCAAGGAUAGACCAUCGCCUCCAAAAGGAUAAGAAUAUAAAACUUUAGGAUGA
This is a messenger RNA of Paramecium octaurelia, 2612 nucleotides long. The record is from the annotation of a GenBank genome assembly. Lineage: Eukaryota; Ciliophora; Oligohymenophorea; Peniculida; Parameciidae.